UUGAUCCCGAGGCUGCUCAUAUCGCCGAAAUUUCUCGAGAAUGGUCCGGGCCGAGAGAGAUAUCUAACUCUACUACGCUACCAAAGUGAGGAAGCCCAACGACGGGGAAGGGGCCGGAUACAUUCUGCAACUCUACAACCCUGAUAUUUCCUGUUCUUCCAUAGAAACCUUGAGAGAGUCUAAUCGCCGGCUCGGAUACGACAUUGAACAUCCUAAGAAGUUGCAAGAAUAGCCUGACCGAAUCAUGGCGACGCGCAAUUCGCACCGCUUGUCCUUGCAAGUGCUCAGGUCUUUGACCAUCAGCAAACAAUUUAUACGAACAUUCCAUAAGAAUACACCCGGCCCUUCUCCGCCGUCGCCAACGCCCUUCGUUCCUGACGUCCAAACCUUUCUUACGUUAAUCGGCCGCGGUAUGUCCAAACAUGCGAGCAAGCUGCCUUCAUGGGAUGAGCUCUUCACUAUGAGCUCCACAGAGCUUCGGGAACUGGGCAUUGAGCCCGCACGUCAGCGGCGAUAUCUGCUUCGCAAGAGGGAGAAGUUCAGGAAUGGGAUCUAUGGGCCCGGUGGAGACCUGGAAAACGUGGUCGAUGGCGUUGCGCAGCUCCGAAUUGUUGAAGUUCCGCUCGCGCUCAAGGAUACAACCUCAAAGAAGGAAUCAUCGCGUUCUGUGAAUUCUUCGGCUACAUUGUCACCCGGGAUGAGACGAGUCGUCGUCAACAUCCCACCAGAUGCUGCCAACUACACCCAUGACCCAACAAAAACACCGAAGAAGUUUGCUCACAUGAGGAUCAUCGACGGCUCAAUUAUUAGUGGACCAUAUCUCCAACCCAUCAAAGGAUCAAAUGGUUGUGCGGCCUUGAUUAAGGUUGAGGAGGGUAUGUGGGAAGACAAGCUCGGCCACAAAGUGGACGGCGGUGAAAGGAGACGUGCUGAAGUCCGGGCCAAGAAGCGAAGCGAAGAGAGGAAGAAGGGGAUCUAGAUCUAUACAAUGCAGGGCACAUACAUACUUGUUUACUUCUACUGUAUCUCAAAGGGGCGCCAAUGUUGAACUAUCUCACAUGUACUAUAUCUUUCAAUUAUUGACUGUUCUUGUUUGGGCUUUCAUUCUUCCGAUGUCGUCAAAAAAAUGACGUGCUCCAGCCGGCAGAAAAGUUAACGAAUUGUAAACAAUGGUAAUCCCCAAGUUCUAUUCCUUUUGCACACCAAAAACGUUUUGCUACUCAGGCAGACUUCCUAAUUA
Molecule: messenger RNA, 1240 nt
Organism: Aspergillus sclerotioniger CBS 115572
Lineage: Eukaryota; Fungi; Ascomycota; Eurotiomycetes; Eurotiales; Aspergillaceae
Product: mitochondrial 37S ribosomal protein mS41
Exons: 1
Coding region: 245-979 (244 amino acids)
Cellular component (GO): mitochondrion
Source: RefSeq, a predicted model, not a curated record